This is a messenger RNA of Spodoptera littoralis (African cotton leafworm), 573 nucleotides long. The record is from the annotation of a GenBank genome assembly. NCBI's taxonomy places the organism in Eukaryota, Metazoa, Arthropoda, Insecta, Lepidoptera, Noctuidae.
AUGGGAAAACAAAAUAGUAAAUUAAAACCAGAGGUUUUGGAAGAUCUGAAGCAGAAUACAGAGUUCUCAGAUGCUGAGAUACAAGAAUGGUACAAAGGCUUCCUAAAAGAUUGCCCCAGUGGACAUUUGUCUGUAGAAGAAUUUAAGAAAAUAUACGGGAACUUUUUCCCAUAUGGCGACGCUAGUAAGUUCGCGGAGCACGUGUUCCGAACAUUUGAUGCUAAUGGUGACGGCACGAUAGACUUUCGGGAGUUCCUGUGUGCGCUGAGCGUCACGUCACGCGGCAAGCUUGAACAGAAACUCAAGUGGGCAUUUUCCAUGUAUGACCUCGAUGGCAACGGGUACAUCUCCCGGCAGGAGAUGCUCGAAAUUGUCACUGCAAUUUACAAAAUGGUGGGGUCUGUAAUGAAGAUGCCCGAGGACGAGUCGACGCCAGAGAAGCGAACCGACAAAAUAUUCCGACAAAUGGACAGAAACAAAGACGGGAAGCUUUCCCUCGAGGAGUUCAUAGAGGGCGCCAAGAGCGACCCGUCCAUCGUACGGCUGCUGCAGUGCGACCCGCAAUCACAGUGA